Penicillium waksmanii is the source of this 3135-nucleotide messenger RNA. RefSeq lists its product as uncharacterized. The coding region runs from base 1 to 3135 and encodes 1044 amino acids. NCBI's taxonomy places the organism in Eukaryota, Fungi, Ascomycota, Eurotiomycetes, Eurotiales, Aspergillaceae. Gene Ontology annotation, molecular function: zinc ion binding; DNA-binding transcription factor activity, RNA polymerase II-specific; DNA binding. Gene Ontology annotation, biological process: DNA-templated transcription; regulation of DNA-templated transcription. The transcript is spliced from 7 exons. The record is from RefSeq and is a predicted model, not a curated record.
AUGCUAUCGGAGACUGACUAUGCGGCGGAUGGACAUCUCAGUGCUGGGGACCGGAUAGAUUCAGCCGGUGCUCCUGGUGUCCAAUGCUCGGUUUGUAGCAGUACCUUCCGGCGACCAGAACAUCUCAAGCGACAUCUGCGCAGUCAUACCAAGGAGAAACCCUUCGAAUGUGCACAAUGUGGCCGCCACUUCUCUCGAACUGAUACGCUACAUCGACACGAACUGAGCCAUCAUACACAAGGAGGCGAUGGGGGCAAGGACCGCACUCAUCGAAUCACUGUCAAGACUUUUCGGGCCUGUUAUGGCUGUGCAAUGGCUAGAGUGCGCUGUAGUGGUGGCAGUCCAUGCGGAAGAUGUGAUACCCGCUCACUUAAGUGUCAGUAUCCCACUGAACGACGUUCAAAAGCGAAGGCUCGAAAUGGAACCUCACGGCGCCUGUCUGUCACGGAGGACAAUGAACCACAAACCAAUGAGCCCUUGUCACCUAAGCCCUACGCAGACCACACAGACUCUGCAAUAAUGGAGGGUACAAUGUCAUUCCAGCUAACACAGCUACCUGUGAACGAUAUGAACGAUUCACAACGGACGCCUCUUACUUCAGGCCAGGACCAUCCCGCAAACACCCCAUCCCAAUUGACUGAUUCAGAUGGGAGGGCUUCAGUGGCGGGGAUCUCAAACCCUCAGCUCUAUGCGCCACCUUCAAACAAAACUUCAGUUACACCACAGAUACCACCGACGGUCUACCAGAAGGAUGACUGCCCUCAGCCAUAUAAUGGGCUUGCCAACCCUAUUCCGCCGAAUCUCUACGCAGACGAAUCAGUAACAAGCAUGAGCUCCGGAUUGAGACAAACUCAGCAAAGUCUACCCGGUUCAAGAGUUGAGAUGGAUCUUGACAUGACCGGAAACUCAGAGAUGGCGAUGGAAUUUGACCCAUCGUUUUUCGACCAGUCCAUGCUCUCUACAAUAAACUGGUUGCCCAACGAGCUCUUCACGCCUAGGGAUCAGAGUCAAGGAUCUGGAGCCCCUUCACAAUACUGCCAGCCUCCCGUUUCAAAUUCUUAUGCCGCCGACGCGACAUGGCAGCCACCGGUUAUCGGUACAAGACAGAUCAGCCCGCCGUUGUCUGGAAAUGUCCCUCAAAUAUCGUCUGAAAAUAUAUCACUCGGGACGGGGUUGGGCAGUCAUCGGAGACUCUCAAAUGUUACUAGCGAGACAUCAGCAAAUUGGAUUCAGCAAAAUUAUCAGGGCAGUAUUAUGUUGAUGGCACUGGCGCUCGACUUCCUAGGUACAGAAAGAAGCAAGCUUCGUGGUCCAUCUCCUCAGUUGAAGCCCCCCCACUCCGGGAAUUCGUUGCCCGAGGGGACUCCGCGGAAAUUCGGAUUUCCAAUUUCAUGCGAGAUUCGCGUGGAGAACAUUUCAGAACGUACCAUCCGAUCAUUGAGGCCAAUCGACCCUCCUAUAUAUGAUGAAAUAUACGGCGAGUUUCUUCUACUAUGCCGCAACGACAAUCCAUUCUUUGAAAUGUUUGAGUCCACGCACUUUCCAACUGCAGAUGAAUGCAAUCGAUACAUUGCUUUCUACUUUGAUUCGUUCCAAACCGUUUAUCCGAUGCUCCACCUUCCCACAUUCGAUCCAAACCAAUGUCAUUGGCUCUUGACUUUAGCAAUCGUGGCGACUGGAUGCCAUUGUUCAGGCACCCCUGAGACUGAUCAAGGUACUGCUGCAUUUCACGAAAUGAUACGCCGAGCCUUCUUAGCCAAGAAGAACAUAGGCAGCCCAAAUCAGUAUGCUCUCGAUCUGAUCCAAGCCAAGCUGCUCAAUUGCAUAGGACUUCUGUAUAGUGGCAAUGAAGGAGAUCAGCGCUCUGCCAUGAGUAGCUUCAGUGAUCUGGUGGCGCUUUCGAACCACGAAUGGCUACUGGCCUCCCGUUCGAAAAAGACACCAACGUCGAGCAGGACUUCAGAUGACGCCCAUUGGACCCGGUGGGCCCACGAAGAGGUCCGCAAACGAACUGGAUACUGUAUUUGGCUUUUGGACAGCACACUUGCAUAUUCCUUUGAAGAGCGUCCCCUUCUCUCACUAGAUGACGGACAGGCUGCCCUACCCGCACAUGAGAGGCUGUGGGAAGCGAACUCCGCGGAGGCAUGGAAGCAGCAAUGGGCAAACUCAAUAGGCAAUGAAUCUCUCUAUGAUGCUGUACAUAUUCUGUACAUUGAAAAAAGACUUGUUUCGGGAAUCGGAGAGUUCAGCCAUAUUCUUCUCAUUCACGCCCUCUACCAACGGAUGUGGGAAGUUGGCGAUUACUUUCGUCGGCCUCUUUCAUUCUGGAACCCCACUGCCAAAAAGCAGUCUUGUGAGACCGCAAUUCCCACAGGCUCUGUAUGGCUACCGGGGAUUCCAUCCUACUCCAAAUGGCGCAAUAGUGCAUGUGAUUGUCUAGAUAUUUUACACUGGACAGCCAACAGCACCACUGCAAAAGCUGCUGGCCUUGAACAUCCCACCGUGCUCCAUCUUCACACUGCACGCCUCGUCCUACUGGCACCGUUCCGCGAGAUCCGUUCUCUGGCAAAUUCUUUAGUCACGGACAGAUCACAAUGGAACAAACGACAGCAAGUACUCGAGUGGCAAUACAUCUGGCGAUGGGUAAAACACGACCAAUAUAAGGCCCGUUUGUCUAUCAUCCACGCCGGUGUGACUCUUUGGCACAUUCGACGAUAUUCAACAAGUGCCUACCACGAACCAGUAGCCGCUUUCCUCGCGGUGCUGACACUAUGGGCAUAUGGUUCUUGCCACACAACUGAGUCUCAGGAUUCCAGUCCGCGUUCCGAGUCAAAUCGAGGGGAUGUAUCGCAGGAGCCAAAUUUUAUUCAUCUAGACCGGCCGUGCGAUGAUGAGCUCGUUCAACUUUUUGUACGAGAAGGAUAUGCGAUGAGGGGUAAUGUGACUGGCGUCGGGGAUAUUUGUUCCCCCGAGGGCCCAGAGCGGAUCCUACGAAUGGGAUGUGAAACACUAUCUGGUCUGACGGCGUGGGGUAUAUCGAAGAAACUGAUCGCGACCUUAACGCAGCUGGCGGAUAUCAUGUCGCAGAAUCGUGAUAUGGAGCAGGGCCAUGGUACUUCUUUGGAUGCUCGCUGA